This is a messenger RNA of Cajanus cajan (pigeon pea), 3058 nucleotides long. RefSeq names its product MIF4G domain-containing protein / MA3 domain-containing protein (gene EIFISO4G1). NCBI's taxonomy places the organism in Eukaryota, Viridiplantae, Streptophyta, Magnoliopsida, Fabales, Fabaceae. The record is from RefSeq and is a predicted model, not a curated record. Gene Ontology annotation, molecular function: protein binding; translation initiation factor activity; mRNA binding. Gene Ontology annotation, cellular component: eukaryotic translation initiation factor 4F complex.
AUUUGGUAUACCUAAUUUUGGGAAAAAGAAAAAAGAAAAAAUAUAAGAUGGAGGAGCGAAGACAAGUGGUCUAAGAAGUAAGAAGGGUUUUUUGUGACCCCUCCGUUCUCACUAACGCACGCAGUUCUCUCUUCUCUUCUCACUCGGCAGAAGAGAGAGAAAUAUCGAAUACCUAGCGUACUCCCAAUCCAACCGUAUUUAUCCCUUCUCCUCUCCUUUUCUGCUCUCUCCUUCCUCCCUCCUCUUAUCAAUCGGACGGCCAAGAUUGCAUCGCGAGGUAUGCAGCAAGGUGAUCAAACGGUGUUGAGCUUGAGGCCCGGUGGUGGUAGAGGCGGCAGGCUCCUCGGUCCUCGAUUUGACUCCUCAUCCACGUCUUCUGCUUCCCCCGCUUUUGGCUCCUUUUCCGCUGAUCUUCCUCACUUGCGUCCUCAUGGCGCCGCUCCUUCUCCCUUCUCUAUCAAGGCUGGAGAUUCACGGUUUGAGGGUCGUGAGCGUGUGCGAUAUACCAGGGAACAGCUCUUACAGCUUAGAGAGGGUGUUGAUAUCCUUGACGACAUUUUAAAGAUCAAGCAAGAUAUUGAAGCUGAGCUUUUUGGUGAAGAUCCAAGUUGGGGCCGCUCAGAAAACAACCCUUCUCUUCAAUUUCAAAAUCGAUAUUCUGAGCCAGAUAACCGUGACUGGCGUGGACGAUCUGGACAACUUUCUGGUAAUGCAGAUGAGAGGACUUGGGAUAAUCUCAGAGAGAAUAGGGAGUUUGGCAAUACUAGUCAGAUUAAUCGUCAAGAUCAACUGAAUUCUCAGUUUGUAAGGGCACAAAUCUCUUCUAACCAAGGGGGCGGACCUACUCCAACACUAGUCAAGGCUGAGGUGCCAUGGUCAGCUAGAAGGGGAAGUCUCUCUGAAAAGGAUCGUGUCUUAAAGACAGUUAAGGGAAUACUGAAUAAGUUGACUCCUGAGAAAUUUGAUCUCCUGAAGGGUCAGUUGAUUGAUGCUGGCAUUACAUCUGCUGACAUAUUGAAGGAAGUUAUUUCACUAAUAUUUGAUAAGGCAGUGCUGGAACCAACAUUUUGCCCCAUGUAUGCUUUGCUGUGUUCUGAUCUUAAUGAAAAGCUGCCUCCAUUCCCAUCUGAUGAGCCUGGUGGGAAAGAAAUCACUUUUAAGCGAGUACUUUUGAAUAUCUGCCAGGAGGCUUUUGAAGGUGCAGAUAAACUAAGGGAAGAAUUGAGACAGAUGACUGCUCCUGACCAGGAGAUGGAGCGAAGGGACAAGGAAAGACUUCUGAAGAUUCGAACCCUUGGAAACAUCCGUUUAAUUGGUGAGCUGUUGAAGCAAAAAAUGGUUCCUGAAAAGAUUGUUCAUCACAUUGUUCAGGAGCUUUUAGGACCCCCUGACAGCAAGGUCUGUCCAGCUGAGGAAAAUGUUGAAGCCAUAUGUCAAUUUUUCAACACUAUUGGUAAGCAGCUCGAUGAAAGCCCAAAAUCUCGACGUAUAAAUGAUAUGUACUUUAGCCGGUUGAAAGAAUUGAGCACCAACCCCCAACUUGCACCACGGCUGCGGUUUAUGGUUCGUGAUAUUCUAGAAUUGCGCACUAAUAACUGGAUUCCUAGACGUGAAGAGGUGAAAGCUAAAACCAUCACUGAAAUUCAUUCAGAGGCAGAAAAGAAUCUUGGAUUGCGUCCAGGUGCCACUGCAAGUAUCAGAAAUCCCCGUGGUGUAGCUUCUGGGGUUCAAGGAAAUGCCACUCCAGGUGGCUUCCCAAUUGCCCGACCUGGUACAGGUGGUUUGAUGCCUGGGAUGCCAGGGACCAGGAGGAUGCCUGGGAUGCCUGGAAUUGAUAAUGACAACUGGGAGGUGCCUAGGACAAGAUCAAUGCCAAGAGGGGACAUGUCAGGCAUGCAAUCUGGAGGACGAGGCCAAUCUCCUUUCCUUUCCAAGACAUCAACUGUCAACUCGAAGUUACUACCUCAAGGUAGUGGUGGUCUUAUAAGUGGGAGAAGCAGUGCCCUGGUGCAUGGAGGCACUCCUUCUGCUCGUCCGGCAAACCUUGGUUUUAGUACUGAGCCUACACCUCAAAUCCCGGAGAAAGCUGUUAAAGCUGUUCCUGCCAUAUCCACUGAGAAGCCACAAGCUCCUCCAGCUACAAAAGUGAAUAGUGAUGAACUUCAACGUAAAACUGUUUCUCUUUUGGAAGAAUAUUUCAGUGUUCGGCUUUUGGAUGAGGCAUUACAGUGUGUGGAGGAACUAAAAUCUCCAGCUUAUUACCCUGAGGUUGUCAGGGAAGCCAUUUCCCUUGCACUAGAUAAAAGUCCCCCAUGCGUUGAAUCUGUUGCCAAUCUUCUUGAAUAUCUGUUCAUUAAGAAGAUUCUUUCAGCCAGAGACAUAGAGACUGGGUGCAUGUUAUUUGCUUCUCUUCUGGAUGAUAUCGGCAUAGAUUUACCUAAAGCACCAAAUAAUUUUGGUGAGAUAAUAGGGAAACUAGUAUUGGCUGGGGGUUUGGAUUUUAAGGUGGUGAGAGAAAUCCUUAAGAAGGUGGAUGAUGACCGGUUCCAGAGAGCAAUAUUUUCCUCUGCGAUGCAGGUAAUUAGCUCUGCAUCUGGGCAAGCUGUGUUGGACUCACAAGCAUCUGAUAUUGAGGCCUGCCAGAGUCUGCUCAAGUGAAUCAGAUGACUUUUCAUGAGAAUAGUGAUCUCUGUAACUGAACGUACAUCUCUGCCUUGUUUCACUACUUUCGAAUUGCCUUCCCUUUACGCUCGCACUUUUUAGAGCAUUUUGUAUUACAGUAUGUUAUAAAGUGGAGCUCCCAGUAUCAGGUAUUUUUCUCGAGUUGUAUAAUUUUUUUUUUGAUGUCGUAGAGGUGUUUAUUGAGGGAAAAGUCAAACCAUAAAGCUAAGGAUUUUGUUUUCGAGUUGGCUAAUCAUGUGCCAAAGAGAGUGGCCCAUCCACCCGGGGGUCCAAAUGUUUUUUGUACUUCAUUAGUUUCAUUUUUUCCCUUUAUUUUCUUGACAGAGUAAUUGUUAAACUGGUCAGUUCAUAAAUAUCAUUGUCGUUACUUUCACAA